AGCUGCCCGGCCCGGUCCGGCCCCUCCUCGGCGGCUGGCGGGAAGGACAAGAGGAAUAUCCACCCGGCCGCCGGAGGAGACGCCCUCCGCUCGGGCUCGCCCACGCCCGGCGUGGCAGCCAGCGCCGCCCGCCCCGAGCCGAGCGCGCCCGGAGGCGGCCCGGUCUCCGCUGCCGCCGGAGGAGAUCCAGGACGAUGCUAGCAGGGCUGGGGCGGGCGGUGCGGAGCGGCUGGGCGCCGGGCAAGCGGCAGCCCCCGGCGCUGCUGGGCGGCCGGGCAGCGCGGGGCAGUCGGGAUGACUGCCUGCCGCCCUCGGCGCCUCAGGUGUGGCUGUGGAAGCACACCAGAGCUUGGAGGGGCCAGGAAGGAGCACCUUACAACACGCUGGUGCCAUCUGACGAAGUAACGAUUAAUUACAGACAUGGUCUGCCUGUGGUAACUCUUACUCUGCCCACAAGAAGCGAGCGCUGUCGGUUCACUGUGAAGCCAAUGGUGACCACCGUAGGGGCAUUCCUGCAGGAUGUGCAGAGAGAAGAUAAAGGAAUUGAGAGGGCGGAAGUCUUUGCAACAGAUGGUAGCAAGGUCUCUGAUGCAACCUUGAUGGAGGUCUUACUGAUGAAUGACUUUAAACUUGUUAUCAACAAUACAUCAUACAGUGUGUCACCUCCUGUAAAAGAUAAGCUGAGUAGUGAGCAUGCUACUGAAAUGGAAGAUAUCAAAUCCUUGGUCCACAGACUGUUUGUGGCUCUACAUUUAGAAGAUCACCAGAUCAGGAAAGAGAGAGAAUUGCUACAGAAACUGGACCAUCUGAAAGAAGAGCUGCUGCCUCUUGAACAGAUGAAAGCCAGAAUCAUGGACAGUGCCAAUGCGAAGACCUCCAGGCUUCUGUGGGUUGGCUUAGCUCUGAUGUCAACACAAGGGGGAGCGUUGGCGUGGCUCACAUGGUGGGUCUAUUCGUGGGACAUCAUGGAGCCAGUCACAUACUUCAUCACUUACGGGAGUGCCAUGGCUUUCUAUGCCUACUUUGUUCUUACUAAACAGGACUACAUUUACCCUGACGCUAAAGACAGGCAGUUCCUCCACUACUUCUAUCGGAAAUCCAAAAAACAGCAUUUUAAUGUGGAACGAUACAAUAAGCUCAAAGAAGACCUAGCAGAGGCAGAAGAAUCCCUGAGGCGACUGCGCCAACCUCUGCACCUGAGGCUGCCGAUCCAGGAAAUCCAUGACAAGGACUGACUUUGGUUUUGUAUACAUUAGAAUUGCCCUUUCAAAGCUGAUACGAACAUUUAGUUACUGUAUAGAAACUGGAUAUUUUUGACCACUAUAGUUUUGAAAGUUGCAAUAAAUAUCUAUAAAACUUUGAUCA
This is a messenger RNA of Grus americana (Whooping crane), 1365 nucleotides long. RefSeq names its product mitochondrial calcium uniporter dominant negative subunit beta (gene MCUB). The coding region runs from base 195 to 1235 and encodes 346 amino acids. The record is from RefSeq and is a predicted model, not a curated record. Lineage: Eukaryota; Metazoa; Chordata; Aves; Gruiformes; Gruidae. The transcript has 8 exons. Gene Ontology annotation, cellular component: uniplex complex; mitochondrial inner membrane. Gene Ontology annotation, biological process: mitochondrial calcium ion homeostasis; calcium import into the mitochondrion. Gene Ontology annotation, molecular function: calcium channel inhibitor activity.